Messenger RNA from Iphiclides podalirius (scarce swallowtail), 387 nucleotides. The record is from the annotation of a GenBank genome assembly. Lineage: Eukaryota; Metazoa; Arthropoda; Insecta; Lepidoptera; Papilionidae.
AUGGAGAUGAUUAACGCAUAUGAUACAUGCAACAUCCCAACGUCUAUCGGGCUUCGCGUGGUGCGCUCGCCUCAGUUCGGAUCAUUCAGCUCGGCAGAUGCAAAAGCCAGUUCCGGCGGCUUUGGGCGUCCGAAUGCAGGGGGGCCUUCCUUCGGUCCUAACCAAUUCGGCAAGCCCGGCUUCGGAGGUCCGGGAUUUGGGAAUCCGCGACCUGGAGGCCCGGGAUUUGGUGGGCCGGGAUCUGGAGGUCCCGGAUUUGGCGGCGGUAAUCCUGGGUUCGGCAACAGGCCCGGCUCCGGCACCAACAUCAGCAUAUCCAAGAGCAUCAGCAUAAGCACUGGGAAUGGCGGCCUUGCAAAAUCCGAAGCGAAGACCACCUCUGGCAAA